Messenger RNA from Argentina anserina (silverweed cinquefoil), 751 nucleotides. RefSeq lists its product as uncharacterized. Bases 38 to 583 code for a protein of 181 amino acids. Gene Ontology annotation, molecular function: fatty acyl-CoA hydrolase activity. The record is from RefSeq and is a predicted model, not a curated record. NCBI's taxonomy places the organism in Eukaryota, Viridiplantae, Streptophyta, Magnoliopsida, Rosales, Rosaceae. The transcript has 3 exons.
AAACUCAAUCAGAUGAAGACUUGAAGAGCAAACUCAAAUGAGGAAGAUGGCAGACCCAUCAACUAAUAUGACAGAGAGCUUUGUUUCCAAUGCCUCAAUCUCAAAGGACAUCCCUGAAAAACAGGUCAAGCGUGUCCUGGGUUUUCUCAAAAUAUCCGGUAUUUCUGGCCCUGUUCCCGAUCACUGCGAUACUAAAGACUUCUACUCCCAUCUCGUACUCGACAUCCUCAAGCCCCUCGACAUUCAACGAGGCCGUGUCACCUGCCUUGUCUCCGUAAAACCUGCUUUCACUAACUUUUUCGGUGGAUUUCAUGGAGGAGCUAUAGCUGCCGUUGCUGAGGCGGUGGCGUUUGCUACUGCAAGAACGGUUGUGCCCGAGGAUAAGGAGCUUUUUCUAGGGGAGCUAAGCAUCUCUUACCUAUCUUCUGCUCCAAAGAAUGCAGAGGUGAUAGUUGAUGGAUCUGUAGUGCGGAGUGGAAGAAAUCUGACUGUAAUAGCACAGGAGUUCAAGCUUAAGAAAACAGGCAACUUGAUAUACACUGCUCGUGCUACCUUCUAUCACAUGCCUGUUUCAAAGUUAUGAAUUUGGAUGUUGAGUAUUGACUGUAUAUCUCUAUUUGUGUUACCUCACUUUGUACCUCAUCGCUCUGCCUUCACCAUAUUACCAAUUGUGGUAUUUGGCUGAAUUGAUUCUGGCAAUAUGUAUAUACAAGUUAGUCUCCAAUAAUACCCUUGAUUCCUUGAAUAAGAA